UUUUUUAAUAUUCGAUAUCGAAAAUUAGUUUUAUAAAACCUUUUUUUUAUUUUUUUUAUUUUUUUUUUUUAUAUUAAUUAUUUUAUUUAUUAUAUAAUACAUUAAUACGUAUUAAUUAAUAAAAUACAAUUAAUAUUAUUUAUCAUCUAAUUUUUUUUUUUUUUAUUUAUUUGCUUCACAACGAAAAAAUAAUUUAAUAAAAAUUAACCCCCCCCCACCCCACAAUAUUAAAAUUUUUUAGACCGAAAUAUAUACAUAGCCUAUAUCGAAAUUAAUUAAUAAUUAUCUAUAGUUUUUAUUUUACUAUACACUUUUAAUUGUUAAUUAUAUAUUGUAUAAUAUUUUAUUUAUUAAUAAUAUAGUAGUAAUAUAUAGCCAUAGAAAAAAAUGACUAGUGAUAAAAUACAUUCAAAAAAACCUGCUAACACAGCAUUUAAACAACAAAGAUUAAAGGCAUGGGAACCUAUUUUAACACCAGGCCCAGUAAUUCUUGCAUUUAUAGCAAUCGGUAUUGCAUUUGUUAUUGUUGGUGCAUUUAUGCUUAGAGCAUCAAACCAAGUUAUAGAAUAUACAGUUAGAUAUGACGAUAAUACAGAUUGUAAAAUCGAUUCAGGAGUUCCUUGUAGAAUAGAUAUCGAUAUUACUGAAGAAAUGGAAGCACCAGUAUAUUUAUAUUAUAGAUUAGAUAACUUUUAUCAAAAUCAUCGUAGAUAUGUAAAAUCAAGAAAUGACGAUCAAUUAAAAGGUAUUGUUGUUACCGAUUUUAAUAAAUUGGAUGCCUGUGAACCAAUGAUUACUGCUGAUGGUAAAAAAUCUAAUAUUUCACAAAUUCUUGUUCCAUGCGGUUUAAUUGCUAAUAGCAUGUUCAAUGAUACAAUCAAAUUAUAUUCAGGUGCCGAUCAAAUCACCCUUAGAAAAAAAGGUAUUGCCUGGAGUUCAGAUGUUGAAAAGAAAUUUGGUGACUAUCCAGUCGACGGUCCAGGUAUUAUUAACCCACAAUUUAAUGGUAAAUUCUCAGAUGAAGAUUUCAUUGUUUGGAUGAGAACUGCUGCUUUACCAGAUUUCAAAAAAUUAUAUAGAAUUUAUGAUGGUCCAGCUUCAUUAAAAGGAAAAAUCACUGUUGAAAUUGAUAAUCAUUAUCCAGUUGCUUCAUUCGAUGGUAAGAAGUAUGUUGUUCUUUCAACUGCAAAUUGGAUCGGUGGUAAAAAUCCAUUCCUUGGUUAUGCCUAUAUCAUUGUAGGUUGUAUUUGCUUUGUUCAAGGUAUUGUUUUCUUAGUCAAACAUUAUGUCUCACCAAGAAAGAUGGGUGAUGUUAAAUAUUUAGAUUGGAAUAAAUAAAAAAAUACUAAAAAUCAUCAUCAUUACAUAAUAUAUCCAACAUAAAUUUAGCUUUUUUUAUUUUACUUUAUAAAUUAAAUCAAUUAUGAAAAUAAAAAAAAAAAAA
Molecule: messenger RNA, 1444 nt
Organism: Dictyostelium purpureum
Lineage: Eukaryota; Evosea; Eumycetozoa; Dictyosteliales; Dictyosteliaceae
Exons: 5
Coding region: 388-1338 (316 amino acids)
Cellular component (GO): Golgi apparatus; endoplasmic reticulum; plasma membrane
Source: RefSeq, a predicted model, not a curated record